AUGGAGCACGCGCGCGACAUCCUGGCCGACAUUGCCUGCCGGCGAAUCCCGAAAAUUAUCGAAAGCGAGGAUUUCAGCCCGCGGCGAACGCCAUAUAUCUGGGCCAACAGGGAGCACAUCCCGAUGCUCGACGAUAGAUUUAGGCGCGUGAUCCGGAAGCAGCUGGAGGACGCGAUGAAGGAGGAGCUGCCCGAGAUGGAGAUUGAGAUUUUGCUGCGAAACCUGAACCGUGGCCUCGACGGGAAGCGCCAUCCGGCCGGCGAGGUGCUCGUCUUCGACUCGAAAAAUUCGCCAAGUGGCCAGCCCGUCGCCAAGAGGGUCGAGCAGCAGCAGGUGAUGAUGUCUGCCCCAACUGACCCGACGAUCAUGUCCGUCGCCGUCUUUGCUCACCGCCACGCCACUCCCGAAGAGCGCGAGACGAUCCGUCGUGUCUUCGAUCGGGUGUGCCGCGACAAUGGGCUGCGCUCCCCGAAUACGUCCGGAAACGUCUCCCCCGAACGGCGAGCUGUCUUCCCCCGGCGAACCGUCCGCCCCGUCGCCCGUCCACUGGUAGCGCCGCGUACUACUCGGCCGUAUCGAUCGAUUUUC
Mesorhabditis spiculigera is the source of this 588-nucleotide messenger RNA. NCBI's taxonomy places the organism in Eukaryota, Metazoa, Nematoda, Chromadorea, Rhabditida, Rhabditidae. The record is from the annotation of a GenBank genome assembly.